CAACAGAAAAUAAAUAUGCUUCUAUUCAGCCAUAGAAAGUCUGAAAUGACAGACGUUGAGCAGCUAAAGUGUCCCCACACCUCCCCUCUCCAGUUCCAGUGUUGUGCUUCGAACAGUUGGGCGGGUCGAAGCUGCUACCUAGCUAGCAGUUCGCCGUAAAGCUAAUGACGUUAGCAUGAUUUCAGGUGCAGACGAACAUAGUAAAGUGAUACAAUCCACAAUCAAACAAAACAUGGGGUACAGUGUGACCUUACAGCAGAGGGUAGAGUCGACUGGCCGGGACAGUCAUCCCCACAGAGCUCAGAGGUCAUCUUCAGGCCAGGCUCGAGUCAGCCGGGCUGUGCUGGGUGGAGGACUCAACAUCGACACCCUGCCAAACAACAUGACACGCGUAGUGGAGGAUUCUGGGAAGUAUUAUACAUGGCGCAGCUAUGGCCCUGAGGACCAGCGCGCACAGGAACUAUGGGUAGACAUGAGUGACACUCGACACGGCCAAGUUAGAGUCCAUGGCAUUCUGUCAAAUUCAUACAAGCAGGCUGUGAGGGUUGCCCUAUCGUUUGCCUUCCCUUUUUAUGGACAUUACCUGAGGCAGAUUACCAUAGCAACAGGAGGGUUCAUCUUCACAGGGGACAUUACUCACCGUAUGCUGACCGCAACGCAGUACAUCGCGCCGCUAAUGGGUAACUUUGACCCCAGCUACUCCAAAGACUCCACCGUGCAAUACCUGGAUAAUGGUGAGGUGUUUGUGGUCCAGUGGGAGCGGGUCAGACUCCCAGGAAAGGAGUCAGCAGGGGCCUUUACAUUUCAGGCUGCGCUUCACAAAUCAGGAACCAUCACGUUCAGCUACAGAGAUAUCCCUCUGCCGUUAGAUGUAAUCAGUUCAGCUGACCAUCCUGUAAAGGCCGGUUUGUCUGAUGCCUUCAUGGUCACGGACCCUGCUCCAGAAUCACCAGAUGAUAAGAAGCAAACCAUUUAUGAGUACCAUCGGGUUGAGCUGGACACGACAAAGAUCACUAACUACUCUGCUGUUGAGUUUACUGCACUGCCCACCUGCCUGCAACACGACAGCUGUGAACUCUGUCUCUCAUCAAACCAGACCUCUGGCUGCAGCUGGUGUAAUGUACUUCAGAGGUGUUCAGAUGGCAUGGACAGACACAGACAAGAAUGGUUGGACUAUGACUGCUCAGAAGAGAGUAAAGAUGGAACCUGUGAGGAUUACUCCAGGGCUGACAACUCCACUGGUUCCUCUAUCAUACCAGAGGUCGAGGAUGAGACCCCUUUGACUCCUAUUCAAAAAGGCUGUAAAAGUGAUGAUGAGACCAAACAUCAUAUAUAUAACACUGGAAAUGAUGUGAGGACAGAUUCUUCAUCCAGGGGUGACAUGUUGGCAAACACCGGAGUGGUAGCCGGCAUAGCAGCUGCACUGGUGUUACUUUUGGCUCUGAUACUGGUCGCUCUUUACAUCAACUAUCAUCCCACAGCUGCAUCACCACUCUACCUCAUCCAGCGGCGAAAGAACUACUGGCCCUCCUUGAAGUUUAAGAAGCAACAGCCUGGUUACACAGAAGUAGAGGGAGAAGGUCACGAAAAAGCCUGUAUUGUUGAAGCUGGGCCAUGUUGAAGUUACUGGUAGAAAAUCUGAAAAACAAGAUGUUGGAAUUAAACUAAUUGAUUCAUUUUUAACAAUUUCAUGCCCAGAAAAAUUUACAUUGUGUAUCUGGAAUUUUCAGGCCACUCAAGACUCCAUUGAAUAAAAACAUAAAAAAUUGUUAAGUGGAUAAGGAAUUGUGUUUGAUAUGAAAUGGCAUCAGUAAAAAAGUAUAUUUUUAGUGGAAUAAAUUGUAAUGCAUUCAAAAUGUGACCAAAUCUGACUGCAAUAAAGUGUGCAAUGCAUGCCGCACUUCUGAAAACCCUGAACUAUGCUUAUUUUAGCAAAGUAAUAAAGAUAUUACUGUACU
This is a messenger RNA of Notolabrus celidotus (New Zealand spotty), 1958 nucleotides long. RefSeq names its product plexin domain-containing protein 1-like. The record is from RefSeq and is a predicted model, not a curated record. NCBI's taxonomy places the organism in Eukaryota, Metazoa, Chordata, Actinopteri, Labriformes, Labridae. Bases 176 to 1621 code for a protein of 481 amino acids. The transcript is spliced from 14 exons.